CAUCCUAGACACACAGUAAUCACCAAUUCCUCACAAUUCACAGCAAGAACCAAGUUUUUUCUAUCUAUUUUCAAUUUCUUUCUUUCUUAUGUUGUGUUGUGUUCUCAUAUACAUACAUGCAUACAGAACAUACCCCUCACAGGCUUGCACAUAGAGAUUUUUCUCUCUUUAAAAAAGAGAAAGAAAAAUAAUGAGGAGAAAGGUUUGGCAGGAAUCGAAGAAAGUGAGAGAGAGCAAGAAUCUUCAUCUUUCUGCAUGUUGCGUACAGAAUCUUUAAAGCGAAAUCCUGCUUACGUUAACCCACGACGCUGUUCCAAGAUUUUGUUCUUUUCUCUGGAACUUCCCAACAUUCUUCUUCCUCUCCCUCACCCACCAUCACCACCAAAACCCCACAACCCAAUAACUCAUCAUCAUCAUCGACAUCGUACACUACACACAUGACAUGCAUGUAUCUUCAUUAAUUGCUCAGUGAAACCACACGUACUACCGAGCCUGUGGGGUACUUUUCUAAAUUAAUUAUUAUCUUGUUCAAUUAAUGGCCGUCAACAACACCAACAAGCUUCUUCUGUUAACAUUCGCCAUAUGCCGUCUAAUAGUAACGGUGGGAUUAACGGUGGUCCCGGAGCAGCUCGAUGUGGGACUGGAGGGUCGACUGAGCGUGGACACGUGGGAGCUGGAAGCGGCUUCGGUGGACUUCGGGAGGCUGAGCAGAGGGGAGCCUUCGGAGGUGGUGCACCCUGCGACGGCGCAGGACGUGGCGAGGGUGGUGAAGGCGGCGUUGGAGUCGGGGUUCGCAGUGUCGGCGAGGGGACACGGACAUUCGAUAAACGGGCAAGCACUGAUAAGAGAGAAGAAAGGGGUGGUGAUUGAAAUGGGAAAGGGUGGUAGCGGUGUUAGAGUGUGUGAGAAAGGAAUGUAUGUGGACGUGUGGGGUGGAGAGUUGUGGAUAGAGGUUUUGAGUGCAACAUUGGGGUAUGGGCUGGCUCCCAUGUCUUGGACCGAUUACUUGUAUUUGUCUGUGGGUGGAACCCUAUCCAACGCAGGGAUUAGUGGACAAACCUUCAAUCACGGUCCUCAGAUCAGCAAUGUUUAUGAGCUCGAUGUCGUCACAGGAAAGGGUGAGCUGGUGACAUGUUCAGAAGAUCGUAACUCGGAGUUGUUCCAUGCUGUUCUUGGCGGUCUUGGACAAUUUGGAAUCAUCACAAGGGCUCGAAUUGCUCUCGAACCAGCUCCUACCAGAGUUCGGUGGAUAAGGGUUUUGUAUUCGAAUUUUGGAAGGUUUUGUGAGGACCAGGAGUAUCUGAUUUCUCUGCAUGGGAAAGCAGGGAGGGAGAGAUUCGAUUAUGUGGAGGGUUUCGUGAUAGUUGACGAAGGGCUGAUAAAUAAUUGGAGAUCUUCGUUUUUUUCACCAAGUAACGCUGUUAAUAUCACUUCCCUCAACGCUGAUGGAGCUGUUUUGUACUGCUUGGAGAUUACCAAAAACUACGACCAACAAAACGCAGAUUCUGUUGACGAGGAAAUACAGGGUCUGUUGAAAAAGUUACAUUUUAUAUCAACAUCGGUGUUCACAUCAGACUUGCCUUACGUAGAUUUUCUGGAUCGUGUACAUAAGGCAGAGUUGAAGCUUAGAUCCAAGGGUUUAUGGGAUGUUCCUCAUCCAUGGCUCAAUCUUUUCGUUCCUAAAUCAAGGAUAAGGGACUUCGACAAGGGUGUGUUCAAGGGCAUUCUCGGAAAUAAGACAAGUGGGCCUAUCCUCAUCUACCCUAUGAACAAAAGCAAGCAUGUGUAGAUCUCCUCAUAUAUAAACGACAUCUCUGUUCCUGACAACCUCUUAUCGGGUGUCAGUGUUAAGGUCUAUAUCUCAUUCCUCUUUUUGAUCCAACUUGAUUAAGGUAUAUAGUGUAAACAGAAGGAAACAAAAACACACUAUUAAAUUCAAUGGAGUAAUGAAAUAGAGGAAGAAGUUCUGUGAAGAAUUGGAUAAGGAAGAGAAAAUCUGUGCAACAACAUAAUAUAUAACGAAUAUUCCCUAUAAGUGUGGAACUUAAUAAUGAUAAUGCGUCCAUGAUUGAUUGAUUGACAGUAGUACUGUUGUCGGAAUUAAUGGAUUAGGGAUAUAAAAAAAGAACUGUAUGUUAUCUUUCCCUAAUGAUCCGUUUGUUUCCAGUUUCAUUAUCAUGUGCAAUAAUCCAAUGUUUGUAGAAAAUAUCAAUAGAAAAGUUUUGAUAAGUUGUAAGGUAGUGCAGAACUGCUGCACCCGACCAUGUGAAAAAAAUAUCAGGCAAGCCUAAAAACGAAAGAAUGUUUACUCCAAUAAUUUAAGUGGAAAUGUGUGAAAAGAACAAGAAACACAGCUAUAGCUAUGUGGAUGUAGUAGAAAGGCACAGAGACACACGAGGGUUGUAAUGUAGCCAACACGGGAGAUGAAAAUCUUGAUCAAAGCCAGCUAGGAAGUGACACGUUUAUUUUCUUUCCCUUUGUGAAGACCAUAAGAAUACAAAAUGGAUGGCCAUGAUCAUCCAACUGGGGAGAUUCUGGUGUCAGAAGAUCUUCCAUAGGGGCCACUCCUCCAAUGGUAGGGAUUUACACUAACCUAGUUCCAUAGACACCGUUGAGGUCGAUUAUUUUCAGUUUAGAAAGUGUCAAAAUUAAGUAUGAUGUGUUGAUGAAGGAAAAGAUAGGUGUUGUUUAGUGUGUGUGUGUGUGUGUAUAGGUAAAAAAGAAAGAAAGCAGCACAAAGGGCAUAAAGAAUAUGACAAGGUAGCAAUGUGUCUGACAAGUCAAAGGAUUGUUAACAACGUAGUAGUAAGUAAAUCACAACAAGUGUGUAGUGUGUGUAGAAUGAUUGCAUGGAUGAAAAGAAAGAUCCAAAAGAUGAUUUUGGUGAUGGUGAUGGUG
Vigna unguiculata (cowpea) is the source of this 2898-nucleotide messenger RNA. RefSeq names its product cytokinin oxidase 5 (gene CKX5). Gene Ontology annotation, biological process: cytokinin metabolic process. Gene Ontology annotation, molecular function: FAD binding; cytokinin dehydrogenase activity. NCBI's taxonomy places the organism in Eukaryota, Viridiplantae, Streptophyta, Magnoliopsida, Fabales, Fabaceae. The record is from RefSeq and is a predicted model, not a curated record.